AUGAUUCACGAGCAGGGGCACAUUUCGGAUGAAAACCUUUAUUUAAUGGAAUACUGGCCAAUAGAUCUUCACAAGCUUCGCAGACUAGACUUUCAUCAACUGAAUUGGGUGCCUUGUGAAAAGACAAUGGAAGAAUAUUCAUUGUUUCAUAGCUUCUUGAAGCAUGGUGAUGUGGUUAAACCAAAGUCAUGGCCCACCCCAUCAUCACCAUACAGGAGAUUUUUUGAUACUGAUACACCUGGAAAAGGUAGGUGUAUUUCUUCAACAUUGUGGUACUUCCCUCAAGAUUGUUUGAAUGUAACUCUCCUAGAUGAGUGA
Lactuca virosa is the source of this 318-nucleotide messenger RNA. Lineage: Eukaryota; Viridiplantae; Streptophyta; Magnoliopsida; Asterales; Asteraceae. The record is from the annotation of a GenBank genome assembly.